Messenger RNA from Adelges cooleyi (spruce gall adelgid), 3755 nucleotides. RefSeq names its product POU domain protein CF1A-like. NCBI's taxonomy places the organism in Eukaryota, Metazoa, Arthropoda, Insecta, Hemiptera, Adelgidae. Bases 453 to 1688 code for a protein of 411 amino acids. The record is from RefSeq and is a predicted model, not a curated record. Gene Ontology annotation, biological process: regulation of transcription by RNA polymerase II. Gene Ontology annotation, molecular function: DNA-binding transcription factor activity, RNA polymerase II-specific; RNA polymerase II cis-regulatory region sequence-specific DNA binding. The transcript has a single exon.
UCGGGCCGACGCUCAGUGCGGACCGCCACCGGAUCAUCAGUCCGUAUACGUACUGCGCGCCGGUCGCUAUGUGAACGGUACACGCGCGUGUGUGUGACUUGUGUGAUUUUUUUCUCAUGGCAACAUAAUAAUUAUAUUAUUAUUAUAAUAGAUAUAAAAUAAAUAAAUACACGGCGAGUGUCGAGUGCAUUGGACUACCUACAUUAUUUUUUCGACAAUUCGUCGUUAUUGAUGAUAUUAUUAUUCGUAUACAGAACGAACGGACAGAACAAUAAUCGGACGACACGUCGGUUUUUUUUUCGUUAAAUCGUCGAGUGCGCGCCGCAACGGGGUGGAUUAUUAUUUUUCAUUUUUAAACCGGUGUACGAAAAUCGUUCGCAAUUACGGACUUAACGAUUUACCCGCGCAGUGUUCGGGGCGCGUCGGUUGAAUGUGAUUGGAAAGCGCGGGUGAUGGCCACCACAUACCUGCCGGUCGGUGGCGGCGGCCCGGGGCCCGGCGACCUGGACGGCAUGGGAGGCAUGUCGGUCAAUCAGCCGGGCGGCCCUUACCAACAACCGUCGCCGUCGCCGCGCGGCCAAGACCAUCCGGCCGGAGAGUUGAAAUACAUGCCGCCCGGACAACACCACCAUCACCAUCACCACCACCAUCAAGUUCCUACGUCCCCGUCGCCGGUGUCCCUGUCGGCCGCGGCCAGCUGGGUGGACCCGUGGGCCGCGUCCAUGAGCAUGCACCACCACCAACACCAUCCGCACCAUCCGCACCAAGGGCUCGACAUCAAACCUCCGCCGGACAUGCGGGUGGUGACCGGCAGCGGCAGCGGCGGUAACGGCGGUAAUACCCAGACGUGGCACUCCGGUCCUCCGCCGCCCGUCGUGUCCACCGGCCACUACAACAGCAGCGGUUCCGGGUCUCCGCAACUGGGCCACCACGGAGCGUACCACGUGAUGAACGGCAUGCUGGGCCACACGCAUCCCGUGCAGAUGCACCACAGCCCGUCGUACCCGCAAGUCGACCCGCAGUCGCCGGGCGGCGAAGAGGACGCGCCCACGUCCGACGACCUCGAGGCGUUCGCCAAACAGUUCAAGCAGAGGCGGAUCAAGUUGGGCUUUACGCAGGCCGACGUGGGUCUGGCGCUGGGCACGCUCUACGGUAACGUGUUCUCGCAGACGACCAUAUGCCGGUUCGAGGCGCUGCAGCUGUCGUUCAAGAACAUGUGCAAGCUCAAGCCGCUGCUGCAAAAGUGGCUGGAAGAGGCGGACUCGACGACGGGCUCGCCGACCAGCAUCGACAAGAUCGCGGCGCAAGGCCGGAAGCGCAAAAAACGCACUAGCAUCGAGGUGUCGGUCAAGGGCGCGCUGGAGCAACACUUCCACAAGCAGCCCAAACCGUCGGCGCAGGAAAUCACGUCGCUGGCCGACUCGCUGCAGCUGGAGAAAGAAGUGGUCCGCGUGUGGUUCUGCAACCGGCGGCAGAAGGAGAAGCGCAUGACGCCGCCGAACACGCUCGGCGGGCCCCAGGACGGCAUGAUGGACGGCGGCGGCGGCGGCCCCAUGGGCCACGGCCUGCACCAGGGCUACCAUCACCACGACCAGAUGCACGGGUCACCCAUGGGACCGCACUCGCACUCGCACAGCCCGCCGAUGUUGUCGCCCAUCGGCAACCACCAGUCGCUGGCGGCCCAUUAACGUUUCGCCCAGUGGGACGUUGAGUACUCACGGCACCUGGCCAAAAUGCAGCAACAGCAGCAGCACCAGGAAUGCACGUAGUAGUACUUAUUACUGUUUCGAACAACGUCUCGCUGAAGGGCGACUUUUUCACACGGUGAAAAAACCAAAUUCGACUUACAAACGAUUAUUAUUUCAUAAAAAUAAAAACGAUAAAAAAAACCCACGACCGCCGCGGUCACACGACCGUUUUCGUUGGGUUGCACAAAACGCGUACAAAUCAUACGAAUAUUGUUAUACUACAUUAUUAUUAAUAUUAUUAUUAUUAUUAUUAUUAUUAUUAUCGUCACAAAAUUAUAUUACAAAAAAAAAAUAUGAAAAACGGAUCCCGUACCACGCUAAAACAACGGCGGCAACGGAAACACAUCAUAAUUAUAUUAUUAUUAUGAAUAUUGACAAAAAAACCAAUCACACAUAACUGACAUCUCCACUAUAUACAACUACGAGCACAGGGUGUGACAGGGCCAACGUCUGCAGUCGAAACGGGAUAACGACAACAUAGCCAUGCGGAUGCCAAGCGUUUAUGAUUUUCUUUUGCAAAUUUUCCAAAAAAAAAAAAAAACAAUUCCUUUGGAGGACGAGGACACUACAACAUCACCGGAAACCACCUCUCCUAUCGCGCACCGACUGUGAUACGUAUAUAGUUUUUUUUUUUUCAAUUACAUACAUAAAAAUAGUAGAUAGAACUACACAAUAUAUGUUAAAACUCCCUCGGAUAACACAUCUUCGGCGCUAUAACGUCCAGGUAUCAAAUUUUUGUUCAUAUUAUAAUUAUUACAAUUCUAAGUAUAAAAAAAACACCACACUCCCUCCCCCCAAGCACAAACUAGUCAAUCGGUCAACACCAGUACAUCACAUCCCUCGAUCCACCCCCUAUAACGAAAAAUUCGCUCUCACUGUGUACAAAACGAUCUCCUACAAAAAAAUAUAUAAACAUAUUAUACUAUACACACUGUAGAAGUUAGAACAUUCCAUUCUUUUGACCGAAAAGGGUUAUUCGUCGUCCCCUAUACAUAAAUUUCGUAACACGUAUAAUGUACAAUAAUAUUAUUUACACACUUGUACCUUACCUUUACCGCUGGUCCGAAGUCUUCGAAAAAAACCGGUUCACAACAGCUUUUGUUCAUAUACAUUUUAUAUGUUUCUCCCCCCCCCCCUUUAUUUUUUAUUUUAUUUUAUUCGUGAUUUAUGUGACGGAUGAAGAAGAAGAUGAGGAAAAAAAAAAGGUAAUAAUAAAAUUACCCCGAAAAAUAUAAAAUAUAUAUAUAUAAAUAUAUACAAAUACCCGCCGACACAAGACGAUGUUCACUUAUUCACUCUCUCUCUCUCUCGCAGUCUUUCUUCGUGUUAUUUCACCCUUGAAAAUAAUAUUAUAUAAAAUAAUAAUAUUAAUAUCGGUCCACCCGAAUAAAUCACAACCCACCCCCCUGUUAUUUUUAUUCAGAAAACAAUAACGUUAUAACAAAAAAAAAUGUACUCGGAAAACGUCAUACAAUAAUAAUAAUAUAUAUUUUAGACACCUAUAACAUAAUAUAUUAUCUAUAUAAAAUAUAUUAUAAUUUGGGCAAGUCCGAAAAUGUGAGAUCUAUAAAAUAUUAUCAAUAAUAAUAAUAAUAGUAAUAAUAAUAAUAUGUAUAAUAAUGUAUUUACGUUGAAACGAUAAUAUUAUAUAUUGUUUAUUAUUAUUAUUAUUAUUGUUAAAAAGAAAAAAACGGAAAUAUUUUCCGCUAUUUUUUUUUUUUAAUUUUUUUUUUAUGUAUUUUGUAACGAAUUUAUAUAAAAUAUAAGUCACUAGGUGUUGUUUUUCUCAUUAUAUUAAUUAUAAUUUAUUUUAAUUCUUUUUUUUUGUUAUUUUUAAUGAUUUAUUUUUAGUUUUAAUAAUUAUACGACCCUCACCCAGCUCCCACCCAUCCCCCAAUCAGAAUUAGACAAAUAAAAAAACAAACGAUGAUAUAAAUAUUAUUCCUAUGUAUGAUUAGAUACAAAAAAAAAAAAAAUUAUAUGUUAUAUUAUAAUAAUUUUAAUGUA